Wasmannia auropunctata (little fire ant) is the source of this 748-nucleotide messenger RNA. Its product is annotated as putative nuclease HARBI1. The transcript is spliced from 4 exons. Lineage: Eukaryota; Metazoa; Arthropoda; Insecta; Hymenoptera; Formicidae. The coding region runs from base 311 to 748 and encodes 145 amino acids. The record is from RefSeq and is a predicted model, not a curated record.
CAAUCAACAUUUGUUAAGGCAAUGGAUACAUUUUCCAACAACUCCAGAGGAAAUACAGGAGAUUGUACAAAUAAAUUACAAUAAAACUAGAAUUCCGGGAUUAAUAGAAUUCGUAGAUGGAACAAACGUAGCUAUAAGAGUUCCUAAUAUACACGAAGGAUUGUAUGUAAAUAGAAAAGGUUACCAUACACAGCAUGUGCAAAUUAUAUGCGAUACAAAUUUAGAAAUUAUAAAUAUAUUGGCAAGAUAUCCAGGGGCCACACACGAUUCUUUCGUUUGGAGAAAUUGUUUUAUACGGCAUUUGAUCCGAAUGCAGUAUGAGAAUGGCAAUCAUUGUUGGCUAUUCGGUGACUCUGGAUAUCCAUUGGAGCCAUGGUUGCUAACACCAUUUCCAGAAACACAGCCCGACACGCGAGAAGAACAUUUCAAUGAACGCCACAGUAGUGUGCGAAAUACUGUGGAGCGCUGCAUAGGCGUUUUAAAAAAACGAUUUAGAUGCCUUCUUCGAUAUCGCACAUUAGAAUACGCGCCAGAAAAAGCAGGCCAAAUUAUUAACGCGUGUGCAGUGUUACACAAUAUGUGCAUACAUGCUAACUUACCUGAUCCACCAGAACCUGAAGAAGCUAUUAUGGCUUUAGAAGACAAUAUUAAUGAUAUUGAAAUACAGCCUAUACCAGAAGGUAGAGCCAUCUUUAAUGAAGGACAACGUACACGCGAUCGACUUGCUGCUCGUUUGCAUAUUGGAUGA